AGUGACGAGCCCACAAAAGCGUUCCAAUUCUCCCACCACCAUCAAGCAUCAGAGAUCUCUUGACAGCAAUCCACCACUUGCUUGCCCAGACGCUUCUAGCUAGCUAGCUAGUAGUUCUCUCUCAAAAGUUCUAAAAGAGAGUGAGAAUCCCUACCGGUAUCGUCAAGAGCUCAGCUACAGACUGAUUUACUUCUCGGUGUGCAUUGUGUUAGCUAGAGCUAGCUGCUACCACAACCUCAGUAGUAAGCUCCAACACUUCUUAUCGAACCAAUCCUUCCUUCUGCGUCAUCAAUCGUCCACAAUGAGGUCCGAUGAAAGCAAGAGCGAUUUGCCCUUGUUGGAUAUCACAGUAGCUGAAAAAGUAGAUGUCGGCACCGACAAAGUCCUAGAGAGCCCUCAUGUGAGUGAAGGGCCUGGUCGCAUUGCCAACAGCCCUGUUCCUUCUAUCUUUGUGGACGAUCGUGGUGAAAUUCAUCGAUUGCGAGUGGGUGGCAAACGGAUCAAUAUGCUAUUCAGCAAGAAGGAUGUCAUGAGAUCCGGCUACCUGCAUAAUCACAAGACAUUUAGCUUUGUCGUCAGUGGCAAGGUCGAAGUAUGGCUAUUGGAAACAGAUGGAACCAAAAAGACAGUCUAUGAGUCUGGCAAGUUCCUUACGGUCGACAGUUUCGUUCCCCACAUCUUGCAUUUUUUGGAAGAUACCAUCAUUUUGGAGUUCUGGGAGGGCAAGUUUCAGUGUUGGUAUUAUCAUCCCUAUCGACGGCUGGUCCAACUACAAAAUGAACUGGUGGCAAAUUGUGGAAACAAGGAUGAUGUAUCCAGUAGUAUUGGACAAUUUCAGCGGCUUGUGCCAGCUGAUCUCGGAGAAGCCACCAAAACAACAACCGCUGGAGCCAUCUUGUGGUUGGGCACAGGGAUGGUAGUUGGUGCCGUGGCAGCCACUGCGAGUCUUUUGUUUCUGGCUGGAAGUGCCAAACAUCGCAGUUAACCACACAUUCCACGUAUGGCAGGUUUUGUGCAUAUCUAGCUAGCCAGAGAUGACAACCAAAGAUGUCUGGGAAUGUCGUUUUUAAAUCAGAAAUUUGGAUUCUCAUUGCUAGAGGCUUUCAUUUCUGUGUCAGCUCUUGUGUCCAAGAUGUACGCAUCAUCCAACACUCCGUCUUCUCUGAUAAAAAUAAAUCUCAAAAGCUUGUUUGUCCUGGC
Seminavis robusta is the source of this 1200-nucleotide messenger RNA. The record is from the annotation of a GenBank genome assembly. Lineage: Eukaryota; Bacillariophyta; Bacillariophyceae; Naviculales; Naviculaceae.